ACUUAAAUUUAAAUUUAAAUAUCUAUAAGGAUCCAGCUAUACCAUUACACAUAUGGAAAUAAGUUAUUAGGGUCCAUCUAAUAAUACUUAUCUACAUGCACGCAAUUCGUUUCUCCGACUCUGUAUCUCUCUGUCUCUUCUCUUACGUCUUUAAUACUUUAUCAACGUAUCACCUCCCUCUAUAUAUAAGCACCCAUGCUCGUAUCAUUUCCCCACUCAUUAAUCCGCAGUAUUAAUUAAUUUGUAAGAUAAGAUAUAUAAGAUGAGGGCUCUACGCGUCUCUUUGCUGCUCAUCACCGUCUUCGUCGCGGCCACCGUCGAAGCCCGACAGAAGGACCAGCUGCGGAGGCUGAUCGACGCGAAGAAGGCGUCGUGGGCGCUCGAGAGGCGUGACUCGGCGGCGGCGGCGUUUGAUGCCUCGGAGAUCAUGAAGCGCGACGUCGUCGUCCCGCAGGACGGGUCGGCCGAGGGCGACAAGAUCGAGGCGCUGCCCGGCCAGCCGAAGCACGGGUAUCUGCCGUUCGGUCAGUACGGCGGCUACGUGACCGUCGAUGCGACGAACGGGAGGGCACUGUUCUACUACUUCACGGAGGCGCCUGUCGGCGCCGCCGCGAAGCCUCUUGUUCUCUGGCUCAAUGGAGGACCAGGAUGCUCGUCAUUAGGAUAUGGAGCCAUGGAGGAACUCGGCCCCUUCCGAGUGAACAGCGACGGGAAAACUCUUUACAAAAAUAGACAUGCUUGGAAUAACGUGGCCAAUGUAAUCUUCCUCGAAUCGCCGGUCGGCGUCGGAUUCGCGUACUCGAACACUUCCUCUGAUUACGAUACCAACGGAGACAAGCGCACCGCCACGGACUCCCUGACGUUCCUCGUCAACUGGCUUGAGCGGUUCCCACAGUACAAGAACCGCGACUUCUACAUCACCGGCGAGAGCUACGCCGGCCACUACAUUCCUCAGCUCGCUGCCGCCAUCCUCCACUACAACAAAAUCAACAACGCAAGUGCCAUCAAUCUUAAAGGAAUCUUCGUGGGCAACGCUUACGUGGACAAUGCGAUGAACGACAAGGGGGCGAUAGAGUUUUUAUGGAAUCACGCGAUCAUCUCCGACGAGGCUUAUGCGAAGGUAGUGAAGGAAUGCAUCUUCAACGACAAUUCGAGUUACACAGACGCAUGCAAUGAAGCUCAGAACGAGACCUACAACAUGGCUGGGAAUAUUGAUCUGUACAAUGUCUAUGCGCCGAUUUGCAUUAAUGAUAGCAAUGGUACAUCUUACUCAUACAAGGAGAUACCAGGUUAUGAUGCAUGCAUUGAUAACUACGUUAGUGCUUAUCUAAAUGCGCCUGCGGUGCAAAAGGCCCUUCAUGCAGUUCCUACAGAUUGGGGCGAAUGCGUUGACUUUCCUUGGGUGGAUGCGCCCUAUUCCACUGUGCCCACCAUUAAGCAACUAACACAAAGCGGAUUAAGGGUGUGGCUUUACAGUGGAGAUGUAGAUGAUGUGGUACCUAUUACUGCGACUAGGUAUUCGGUUAAAGAUCUUAACCUGCCCAUUAAGACUCCGUGGCGCGCAUGGUACACCAAAUAUGAGGUUGGAGGCUAUGUUGAGGAAUAUGAAGGAUUAACUUUGGCUACAGUUAGGGGAGCAGGACACAUGGUUCCAACUUACCAACCUGAGAGAGCCGUAGUUUUGUUUCAUUCCUUCCUAAAAGGAAUACUUCCACCUGAUUGGAAAACUAAUGAAGGCAUGCCGAAUUGCAUUCGUUGGUCGAUGGUGCACUUUCUCCGGUUUUUGUGGGCCAACAAAAAGGGGCUAAUGGCGGCGGACAAGAUCGAUGCUUUGCCCGGCCAGCCCGAGGGUGUCGAUUUCGUGCAGUACAGCGGAUACGUGACGGUGGAGCCGAAGAAGGGAAGAGCUCUCUUCUACUACUUUGCUGAGUCUCCGCAAAAUUCAUCGACGAAGCCUCUCGUUUUGUGGCUUAAUGGAGAUUCCACCUACCACCACCUUUCACUAUCUACCACCAUCAUCUCAAUCCUAUAUCUCUCCAUCCAAGGUAAAAUCCCGCAGGAUGGGUCGGCCGAGGGCGACAAGAUCGAGGCACUGCCCGGCCAGCCAAAGCACGGGUAUCUGCCGUUCGGUCAGUACGGCGGUUACGUGACCGUCAAUGCGAAGAACGGGAGGGCGCUGUUCUACUAUUUCACAGAGGCGCCUGUCGGCGCUGCCGUGAAGCCUCUUGUUCUCUGGCUCAAUGGAGGACCAGGAUGCUCAUCAUUAGGAAAUGGAGCCAUGGAGGAACUCGGCCCCUUCCGAGUGAACAGCGACGGGAAAACUCUUUACAAAAAUAGACAUGCUUGGAAUAACGUGGCCAAUGUAAUCUUCCUCGAAUCGCCGGUCGGCGUCGGAUUCGCGUACUCGAACACUUCCUCUGAUUACGAUACCAACGGAGACAAGCGCACCGCCGCGGACUCCCUGACGUUCCUCGUCAACUGGCUUGAGCGGUUCCCGCAGUACAAGAACCGCGACUUCUACAUCACCGGCGAGAGCUACGCCGGCCACUACAUUCCUCAGCUCGCUGCCGCCAUCCUCCACUACAACAAAAUCAACAACGCAAGCGCCAUCAAUCUUAAAGGAAUCUUCGUGGGCAACGCUUACGUGGACAAUGCGAUGAACGACAAGGGGGCGAUAGAGUUUUUAUGGAAUCACGCGAUCAUCUCCGACGAGGCUUAUGCGAAGGUAGUGAAGGAAUGCAUCUUCAACGACAAUUCGAGUUACACAGACGCAUGCAAUGAAGCUCAGAACGAGACCUACAACAUGGCUGGGAAUAUUGAUCAGUACAAUGUCUAUGCGCCUAUUUGCAUUAGUUAUAGCAAUGGUACAUCUUACUCAUACAAUGAGAUACCAGGUUAUGAUGCAUGCAUUGAUAACUACGUUACUGCUUAUCUAAAUGCGCCUGCGGUGCAAAAGGCCCUUCAUGCAGUUCCUACAGAUUGGGGCGAAUGCGUUGACUUUCCUUGGGUAGAUGCGCCCUAUUCCACUGUGCCCACCAUUAAGCAACUAACACAAAGCGGAUUAAGGGUGUGGCUUUACAGUGGAGAUGUAGAUGAUGUGGUACCUAUUACUGCGACUAGGUAUUCGGUUAAAGAUCUUAACCUGCCCAUUAAGACUCCAUGGCGCGCAUGGUACACCAAAUAUGAGGUUGGAGGCUAUGUUGAGGAAUAUGAAGGAUUAACUUUGGCUACAGUUAGGGGAGCAGGACACAUGGUUCCAAGUUACCAACCUGAGAGAGCCCUAGUUUUGUUUCAUUCCUUCCUAAAAGGAAUACUUCCACCUGAUUUGAGUUAAUAAGUUUGGUCGAUUAAUUAGUUUAGGAUAUCGAUUUUAGUUUUAGUUUCUGUCUAUUUCUUUUUGCUUUUAUUAGUGAUUGUUUCUGUUUUCUUUAAUUAGUUUUAUUGCUUUUAGUGAACAA
This is a messenger RNA of Ananas comosus (pineapple), 3458 nucleotides long. RefSeq lists its product as uncharacterized. The record is from RefSeq and is a predicted model, not a curated record. Lineage: Eukaryota; Viridiplantae; Streptophyta; Magnoliopsida; Poales; Bromeliaceae. Gene Ontology annotation, biological process: proteolysis. The transcript is spliced from 19 exons. Gene Ontology annotation, molecular function: serine-type carboxypeptidase activity. The coding region runs from base 263 to 3334 and encodes 1023 amino acids. Gene Ontology annotation, cellular component: vacuole.